Molecule: messenger RNA, 2067 nt
Organism: Linderina pennispora
Lineage: Eukaryota; Fungi; Kickxellomycota; Kickxellomycetes; Kickxellales; Kickxellaceae
Exons: 1
Coding region: 29-1762 (577 amino acids)
Source: RefSeq, a predicted model, not a curated record
CUUCCUCACAACCUCGUUUUUCACACUAAUGGCGAACUGGGCAACACUGAGACCAUAUAUUCUUCGGCGAAUUGUUUAUAUACUCGACAACAGUAAUCGCCUUAUGAACCCUGACGAUGUUGACAUCUAUACUUCAUUCCUCCAGCUUAACCAGAUUUGCCAACACUGGAGAAACACUAUAAAAGAGAGCCUCUACACUACUGCGAUUAUCUUGUGCCAAAAACCAACUGCUGAGCAAAUGCUUCUAUAUGGCAGCAUCUCUGAUUCUGGCCAACUCGCAUCCAGAGGCAUCUACCUCGCAGCCUCAUCACCACAACCAAUUCUUUGGAGAACAGACAUCUCAAAUAUCAUGCGAUUAAAAAACAGCAACUACACUCAGCAACUUCUUAUCUCAUCUCGAGACUGUAUCAUCGAUUUUCCUUCUCUUGGAGACAUCCUCGAAACAUUUGGAUUCAGCACUGUCGAAUGGCUUAGAUUGGAAAAAAUACUUUUUAUUGGAACUCCACAGGUAGCAAAACAGGAUUCCGACACCAAACUCCCAAUAGCUGACGAUACCAGUAAGCGGCUGUCACAAACCUCACAAUAUUUUAUAGAGCAUACCCCUCAUGUGAAACAUUUGUGGCAUAGAAAAUCCGGAUAUCUAUUGAAUAAUCCGCCAGCAUUCCCACUUGGUGAUAUGUUGGACUUUUACUUGCCACAGCUGCGAACAAUAGCUUUGUCCGAUUUCACACUUCCAGAAAUGAACCAUAAAUACUUUUCCUCAUAUCUCGCUAGGUUGGAUCUUCAGAUCAACAGUGAGAGUGCUGAGCGUCUCCCUAAAAUAUAUGCACCCUCACUCGAGUAUCUGAGCCUAUAUUAUUCUGACACUCUACAUUCAUGGCACAUCUUCAGAGGCUGCCUGCCUGGAUCUGUUAUCUUCGAAAACCUUACGGUGCUUGAAAUCUAUCACUAUCCCGAGAUAUCUGAGUCAAUAGAUGAAUCAGACGCAUACCUUCCUUCUAUAUCGUUUCCAAAGCUGAAGGAUUUACGAUUACAAUACUAUCCAUUCAACGAUCCCAGCAUCUUCGCUUUAUUCAAGGACGCGCCAAUACAGACUGCCACUAUCGUUGAUGCUGUUGAUAGAUUCCAACUCUCUGUGAUAACCACCUUCAGAGAUGUUCAGACUCUACUCAUUUCCACAAGAAGCUGGAAUACUAGUGUGCAUGAUGAAGCUGCGGCGUCUAUUGCAAAGGGUCUUUUCGGCAAACCGUUCUCUACUUCCACCGCUGAAAUAUUUAUUGACACAAGCCUACCAAUCCCACUCCCUGAUACGAUUCUGUGGACAAAGUUAGAAAAAGUGUAUCUUCAGUUUCCGGUUUAUCUCUCCGAUCUCAUCGACAUUCUCCCUCAGCUUCCUCAUCUGCGCUGGCUUCUUGUCGGGGCCAUAUACAACACUGGAAAUGUCAUAGGAAAUACAGAAUCAGCACCCAUUUGGAGCAGCACCCUUUCUCAGCUUAUCCUAUUUUCAAGUGUUAUUCAUAUCCCAACAGCCCCUUCUCUUGAUGCAAUGUGCACUUUAGUCUCUGGAUUACCCUCCCUCCUCAAGCUGGUUGUUCCAGGUGAUAUGCUGUCCACGGCGAAAGAAGCACUUUCUGAACACGCUAUUUCUCGAGGGUUUAGCGAAGGGAUGGUUCAGAUCGUUGGAUACCUUCCAACAAGAACGAUAUUUUAUCUUCGAAAUGGUAUUCCUUACACUGAUAAUCAAGGCAGCCGAAUUGUAUAAUACAUCUAGGUGAAGUGGCUGUGGCAAUAAAUACUACAUCAUAAAUAAUUCUAGGUAGAAAACUAUCUAGUGGCAGAUUUAAUUGUAUUUUGUAUUAUCAAGAGUCUAUAGGUUGACUGAGCCAGCCACGAUUCCCUACCCUCCCAAAAGGCAAUCAAGUCCAGAGACAAUUUACGCACUACCAGUGGACCUGCGUUACUGGCUAUAAUAUCUCUGGUACCGAUUGAACUGAUGGGCAGCCUUCUAUUACCGGUCCGUACGUUAACCUUUCAACCACAUUACCAAGUUACUUGAAUGUAGACAAA